Molecule: messenger RNA, 2478 nt
Organism: Brugia malayi
Lineage: Eukaryota; Metazoa; Nematoda; Chromadorea; Rhabditida; Onchocercidae
Gene: Bma-sul-1
Exons: 18
Coding region: 1-2478 (825 amino acids)
Molecular function (GO): N-acetylglucosamine-6-sulfatase activity; glycosaminoglycan binding
Source: RefSeq, a predicted model, not a curated record
AUGUCAGGGUUAAUCUCUUUGAUACCAUUAACAUACUUUUUAUGGUAUGCAUUAUCACUGGAAGCAUGGCUACCGAAUCGACCAAAUAUAAUACUUAUCAUGACGGAUGAUCAAGAUAUUGAAUUAGGCUCAAUGCAGUUUAUGCCAAAAACCGUACAUCUGCUAAAAGAACGUGGGGUAACAUUCAAUUCAGGUUUCGUUUCAACACCUAUAUGUUGCCCAAGUCGAAGUUCGAUAUUGACUGGAAUGUAUGCACACAAUCAUCAUGUACUUACCAAUAAUCAUAACUGUUCAGGGAAUAAUUGGAGACAUAACUAUGAAAAAAGUACAUUUGCUGUGUAUCUAAAAAAUGAAGCAAGUUAUACAACGGCAUAUUUUGGUAAAUAUUUAAACGAGUAUAUCGGUUCAUAUAUUCCGCCUGGUUGGGACUAUUGGAUGGGAUUGCUUCGAAAUAGCCGGUUCUAUAAUUACACAGUAAAUAUAAAUGGUAAUAAGAUCAAGCAUGGAUGGGAUUAUGGAAAGGAUUAUUUCACUGACUUAAUUGCUAACGAUACGAUAGCGUUUAUCCGACAAUUGCGUGACAAAGAUCCAUUCAAGCCGUAUAUGAUCGUGAUAUCAUUUCCCGCACCACAUGGCCCCGAGGAUCCAGCUCCACAAUAUUCUGCAUGGUUUCAGGAUGUUGAAACACACAGAACAGAAGCUUGGAAUUAUGCUCCAAAUCCUGAUAAACAGUGGCUUUUGCAACAUACCGGACGUAUGGAACCAGUCCAUGUUAUAUUUACCGAUGUUUUACAUAGACGACGUCUGCAAACAUUGCAAAGUGUAGAUAGUAAUAUUCAACGACUGAUAAAUGAAUUACGUGAUCUGGGUGAUUUGUCGAAUACCGUUUUCAUCUAUACAAGUGAUCAUGGAUAUCAUUUGGGGCAAUUUGGUUUGGUAAAGGGUAAAAAUAUGCCAUAUGAAUUUGAUAUUCGUGUACCAUAUUUUAUUCGUGGACCAGGAUUUCCGAAGAAUAUAUCGAUCCGUGAACCUGUAAUGAAUGUUGACAUAGCUCCGACCAUUUUGGAUAUAGCUGGAAUAGCUAUACCACGUCAUAUGGAUGGACGUUCAUUAGUACAACUUAUACGACAGUAUGAUAAACCAAAAAAGAAGACGAAAAAGGAAGCAGGAAAAAUGGAAGAAUUUAAAUGGCGAGAUACGGUACUAAUCGAAAGAGGAAAAAUGGCGAAAUUAACUCGAAUACGUGAUCGACUUAUGAAGCAACGUGAUCGAUUAAGUAAAGACUUACGUGUACAAAAAGCCUGUACUCGAUCAGAAUUCAGAGAACCAUGCAGGAAAGGACAGCAAUGGAAAUGCAUUCAUAAUUCUUCUGGUAAGUGGAAAAUUUUCAAAUGUGAAGUGAAUGUAGAUAUCAUCAAAGAAUGUGAUUGUUCAUCGGCUGCACUACUAAAACGGCGUUUUCGACGUUCCAGACCGAAGCACGAUGAAAUGUUGUUUCAAGAAAGAAUAAGUGUUCAACGGACAGCAACUAUAGCUCAGUUAGAUGAUGAAGGUGAAACGGUUUCUCUAGACGAAACUUUGCAAAAGUUUUGGGAAGAAGAAUUCUUGCAAUAUAUACAAGAGAAAGAAGUGAUGGAAAGUGGUGAAUGGUAUCAAGGUGUUUUGGAAAACCGAAAUGUUGGUGAUGUACGCAUCAAGCGAUCGAUAAAAAUGAAAAAAGCAAGGAUUGGCUCUUUGUGUGUGCGAUACAAUACUAGUACUAGUGUCAUUUGCAAGCCAAAAGUAUUUUUGAAUUCUAAAUUAUGGACGAUCCACAAGGCAAAAGUGGAUCAUAGAAUCGAAAAUCUUAAAAGGAAAUUAUUGCUUUAUAAGGUUAUGCGGAGAACUUUGAAACGAAGGCGACCAUCGAAUGACUUUUUAUCAUCAAGUGAUUUAACUGGAUGUAUUUGCAGUGAUACUCAUGCUCGUUUGCCAGGGAACGGAAGUAGCCAUAGUGAUGUGUUAUGGUGGCGCAAAAGUGGAAGAAAUAUUAACAACAAUUCGUUUGCUGGGAUUAAUCCAAAAAGCUCGAAUCAUGGUGAAUUGCAUGCAAAUUGUGUAGUACCACAGAUGAACUGUUUCGUGCACGGUGCAAAUCACUGGAGGACACCACCAUUUUGGCCGGAACGAUAUGGCCAAUUUUGCUUCUGUCAAAAUUCCAACAAUAAUACAUACUGGUGCAUACGAACAGUUAACAGUACACAUAACUUCUUGUACUGCGAGUUUAUCACCGGAUUUAUAAGCUACUAUGAUCUUAAUGCUGAUCCAUAUCAGUUGCAUAAUAUUAUAUGGAGUAUACCAUUGGGAAUAUUGGAACAACUAAGUAGACAACUUGAACUUUUGCGGACAUGUCAAGGUCAUGCACAAUGUGAACACUAUUCCUCCUCACUAUGGCAUCUUCCAGUUAUGGAAAGUGAUAAUAAUAGCAUUAAUCAGUAA